AGAAAAGAAAAAAGAAAAAAGGGAAAAAAGUUGUAUGUCAAAGAGUAAAGCUGGAAGGCAUUAAGACAUGGAAGUUAUCUCAGGAGGAUGAAGAGCCUGUCUAGAAAACAGGGGGAGAUUGGGAAUAAGGUUCUGAGGGGCCCAAUCAGCAGGGUGGGCAAUAGCAGGGACUUUGAGGUUCAAGCCCUGCUCUGCCACCAACUAGACUUUUUCCCUUGGGCAUAUUGCUUCACCUCCCUAUGCCUCACUUUUUAUCUCUAAAGGAGGCUUGUAAAACCUGUCUCAUAGGGAUAAUGUGAAGAUUAAAUGAGAUAAUGCCUGGUAUAACGUAGUUAAUAAAUGCAACUGUUGGGGGGAUGGGAAGGUCUAUAUUAGGUGAUGGGAGGCUGAUUUGGAGAAUGGAGGGUCCAUCCGGAGAACAGGAGGUUGGCCCUGAGGAAUGGUGGUGAUGUGGGGCAUGGAGUUGGGGAAGAUAGGAUAGGAAAAACUGGAUCCAAACCCCACAUAAACCUCACAGUUACAGGGCGGGGGCCUAGAGAUAUCCUCCAGGGGCUGUCAGCUUUUAGGACUGUGGAGAGGCGGUUGGGAGGGGGGCCAGCAGGGGAGAGGUUUGACUGCUAGUAACUCAUCAACUGCUGCAGUAAGGAGAAGCCUCCUCGGUGGCAGCUGCACCAGCAGCCUCAGAGCCUCCCCUCCCUUAGUCUUAGCUGUGUGACAGGUGGGAACUUAAAAGCUCAGGUCACGUGUCUUGGCUAGCUAACUUACCCCUUGAAGACAUAGCGGCUGGGACAGGCAGGGGCCAAGAGGAAUUGGCUGAGAAAGGCGAGAGCAGGGGAAAGUCCCAAGUGUGUUCGGGGAUCUACAUUUGAAGGCUUUGGGGGCAAGGGAGAGAAUGUGCAGGUGCGUGAGAUGCCCGGGGCACUGUCUGCGAGCCCUGUGCAUGCCCUGGCACCCAGGUCCCUCCAGGAUAUGGCAUAUGCCUGUCUUGAAGGCCUGGAUCUGGCUAGGCGACUCUACAGUCGGAGCAGGCUGAGCUCCGGGUUCCAGUUUAACGCUGGAACUGCUGCAAACUCCCUCAAAGCUGCUGCCAUUUUCCCUUCUUUACUAGUGCCCUAACUCAGGGAAAGUGUGAAUCGGGAGGGGGGGAUGUUCCAAUGUCCCAAGGCUCAUGCUUUUUUGAAAGCCUUUGUACCUAGUUUGGGGAUUUCUGGAGGGAAGCCUGCGCUCAUGGGCUGGAACUGAGGAAAACUGUUGCAGGGCUGGGAUUGUGUGUGAAGAGACUGACACCUUUACAAUCCCUUGAGAGAGACGGAAUCUGCACCCCACUUCCCCCACCCCAACACCAUUGCCUAAUCUGUCUUCCAAGGACUUGUCCCCACGGAGUGACUCCAGCUCUCCUUUCCUCACUGCCUCCAAGUUGGCCCUUUGUCGUCCAUUCCCAGUCCUGAGUUCACCCCUGCACCUCCUCGGGCCCCCACGUUGCAGGCGCUGCUCUCUCCUUCGCCGUCCUCGCCCCCCGCGGACUGCCAGGAGGCUCGGGCCCUUUAAGAGCGGCGGGACCGGCGAGCAGUAGCUGGGAGGAAAGCGCAGUCGCCCCCCGGGCUCGGAGGACACAGCGUCCGGGACCCGGCUCUGGGAAGCUAUUGUGCGCAGCCCAGCGGAGUCAGGGCGCGACCCCAAUCGGCCCUCCCCAUCCUUGCUAUCUCCUCCGACCCAAGGUCCGGCCCUCCUCCGUCGCCUGCCCCGCCCCGGCCCCGCCCCGGCCCGUGCCGCCGGGACCGGGAGCCGGGACGCGGGUGCCGCAGCCCGAGGCAGGCCGGCAGCGUGAUGGCGGAGAAGGCGCUGGAGGCCGUGGGCUGUGGACUAGGGCCGGGGGCUGUGGCCAUGACCGUGACGCUGGAGGACGGAGCGGACCCCCCUGUGCUGACCACGCACCUGAAGAAGGUGGAGAACCACAUCACUGAAGCCCAGCGCUUCUCCCACCUACCCAAGCGCUCAGCCGUGGACAUCGAGUUCGUGGAGCUGUCCUAUUCCGUGCGGGAGGGGCCCUGCUGGCGCAAAAGGGGUUAUAAGACCCUUCUCAAGUGCCUCUCAGGUAAAUUCUGCCGCCGGGAGCUGAUUGGCAUCAUGGGCCCCUCAGGGGCUGGCAAGUCCACGUUCAUGAACAUCUUGGCAGGAUACAGGGAGUGUGGAAUGAAGGGGCAGAUCCUGGUUAAUGGGAGGCUGCGGGAGCUGAGGACCUUCCGCAAGAUGUCCUGCUACAUCAUGCAAGAUGACAUGCUGCUGCCGCACCUCACAGUGUUGGAAGCCAUGAUGGUCUCUGCUAACCUGAAGCUGAGCGAGAAGCAGGAGGUGAAGAAGGAGCUGGUGACAGAGAUCCUGACGGCACUGGGCCUGAUGUCCUGCUCCCACACGAGGACAGCCCUGCUCUCCGGUGGGCAGAGGAAGCGCCUGGCCAUCGCCCUGGAGCUGGUCAACAACCCGCCUGUCAUGUUCUUUGAUGAGCCCACCAGCGGUCUGGACAGUGCCUCUUGUUUUCAAGUGGUGUCCCUUAUGAAGUCCCUGGCACAGGGGGGCCGUACCAUCAUCUGCACCAUCCACCAGCCCAGUGCCAAGCUCUUUGAGAUGUUUGACAAGCUCUACAUCCUGAGCCAAGGUCAGUGCAUCUUCAAAGGCAUGGUCACAAACCUGAUCCCCUAUCUAAAGGGACUCGGCUUGCACUGCCCCACCUACCACAACCCGGCUGACUUCAUUAUUGAGGUGGCCUCUGGCGAGUAUGGAGAUCUGAACCCCAUGCUGUUCAGGGCUGUGCAGAAUGGGCUGUGCACUAUGGCUGAGAAGAAGAGCAGCCCUGAGAAGAAUGAGGUCCCUGCCCCCUGCCCCCCUUGCCCUCCAGAAGUGGAUCCCAUUGAAAGCCACACCUUUGCCACCAGCACCCUCACACAGUUCUGCAUCCUCUUCAAGAGGACCUUCCUGUCCAUCCUCAGGGACACGGUCCUGACUCACCUACGGUUCAUGUCCCACGUGGUGAUCGGCGUGCUCAUCGGCCUCCUCUACCUGCAUAUCGGCGAUGAUGCCAGCAAGGUCUUCAACAACACCGGCUGCCUCUUCUUCUCCAUGCUGUUCCUCAUGUUCGCUGCCCUCAUGCCAACUGUGCUCACCUUUCCCUUAGAGAUGGCGGUCUUCCUGAGGGAGCACCUCAACUACUGGUACAGCCUCAAAGCGUAUUACCUGGCCAAGACCAUGGCUGACGUGCCCUUUCAGGUGGUGUGUCCGGUGGUGUACUGCAGCAUUGUGUACUGGAUGACGGGCCAGCCCGCUGAGACCAGCCGCUUCCUGCUCUUCUCAGCCCUGGCGACUGCCACCGCCUUGGUGGCUCAAUCUUUGGGGCUGCUGAUCGGAGCUGCUUCCAACUCCCUACAGGUGGCCACCUUUGUGGGCCCAGUUACCGCCAUUCCUGUCCUCUUGUUCUCCGGCUUCUUUGUCAGCUUCAAGACCAUCCCCACUUACCUGCAAUGGAGCUCCUAUCUCUCCUACGUCAGGUAUGGCUUUGAGGGUGUGAUCCUGACCAUCUAUGGCAUGGAGCGAGGAGACCUGACUUGUUUAGAGGAACGCUGCCCAUUCCGAGAGCCACAGAGCAUCCUCCGAGCGCUGGAUGUGGAGGAUGCCAAGCUCUACAUGGACUUCCUGGUCUUGGGCAUCUUCUUCUUAGCCCUGCGUCUGCUAGCAUACCUUGUGCUCCGUUACCGUGUCAAGUCAGAGAGAUAGAGGCGUGCCCCAGCCCCCGCAGCAGGACGCCCCCAGCCCCAGCCCUUUGGGACUGUUUUAACCUUAUAGACUUGGGCACUGGUUGCUGGAGGGGCUGCCCUCCCCUCCCUUGGCUCCUUCCCAGGCUGGCUGUUGGACUGUGCUGUCAGCCUGGGCCCUGGGAGUAGGGGGCUCCAGCCUUCCCCACCAUGUCCAGGAGCCUUCCCAUGUUGCUGCGGUUUGUAGCUUCCUCCCUACUCUCUCUAGCACCUGCAUGCAAAGACCACUGGGAGGCUCCUCCCUCCUUCCUGCCCGUGGCACCCUCUUUUGCUGUCUGCCUGGGAGCCCCAGGCUCUCCAGGCCCCCACUUACAACUGACCAAAGUGGCCCCCUCUGGGGGGCCCCACCACACAAGUGUUUGUAAACUGGGCUGCUAUAAGUUUGGAGUUCCAGGGCUGGGCCCUGGUGGGGUCCCCGGAAGUCCCAUUAUGGACGAUGCAAUGGAGCAGGGAAGGACUCUGGAAGUCUCUUCCUCCUCCUCCCCUUCUCCCUAGUCUACCCCUAGAUCCUGGCUGACUUGGACAAUCUGCCAGGACAGAAGCUGGGUUUUCUGUCUCGGUCACCACUCACAAUCCUGGGGAUUGGAGAGGCCUGGGGCUGUGGGAUGCCCCGUCCCUAUCCCCAUCACCUUUGGUGGGGGUAGGGCCUGCUGGCACCUGUGCAAUAAUGUCUGUGUUUUCUCUCCCAUAUGCCACUGGAACUGGCAGAAUGUACUUUAUUCUGGGGGGUGAGUGGGGAAAGACCCAACCCUCCUUUCUCGCUGCCCCUGACACAGGCAUGGUCUUGUGAUGCUCCCUCCCUCUCUGGAGUGGCAGGCACAUACAUAUGAACAGGCAAUCUCAGCCCUACACACUUGCCAUCCCCUACAAUGCAGAGGAAGAGUGAUGCUGGCAUGCUGGUGGUGGCAGGUGCUGGGGGGAGGACAGUGCCAACCUCCUCCUGGGGAUCCCUUGUUGGAGACUGUAAGGAUAAGGCUGGUGCUGCCCAGGGUGUCUCUAGAAUCUGGAGGUGUCUACCCCCCAGUCUUCCCUCCUCCCAAGCCAGGGGUGGCACAGGGCACUAGAUCCCUGGAGUUCAGGACCCAACACAAGCACAAGCAAGGGCAUAAGUUGGCCUUGGCCACUGCCACCCCAUGGUCCUCCUUUUGUGCUUCAUGCUGAUGUCUUCACCCUCUACCCCUUCUCCAGCCACUGCUGCUCAUUCAAACUUCUGUCCAUGUCCCUCCACUGUUCCUAUCAGCAGGUGGCCCCUGGGCAUCAGAACAGCCUGCCCUGGGCACCAGGUGGCAGACACACUCAGAGCAUGUCUGGCUUUCCUGAUGGGCCCAGGCUCAUUCUGCUUCUGAUUUCCCCUCCCCUAGGGUUCAUUUUCCCCCUAAUUCCUGUACACAUUCCUGUCUACCUCCUCUCACUCUGCCACAGAUUCUUCCCAUCACACAGAGAUGCCAGUUGUAUUUGCGGGAUUUCACCCAUUAUUAAUAAAACCUAUAUUUAUACAGUA
Molecule: messenger RNA, 5307 nt
Organism: Sapajus apella (tufted capuchin)
Lineage: Eukaryota; Metazoa; Chordata; Mammalia; Primates; Cebidae
Gene: ABCG4
Product: ATP binding cassette subfamily G member 4
Exons: 15
Coding region: 1828-3768 (646 amino acids)
Cellular component (GO): plasma membrane
Molecular function (GO): ABC-type transporter activity; ATP hydrolysis activity; ATP binding
Source: RefSeq, a predicted model, not a curated record